GCGUCCGCGAGCGCUGCAGACGAAAGCGGCGGCUUCCGGCUCAGCCGGCGCGCUCCGUCGGCGCUGCCAGUAGCGAUGCAUCCGGCCAAGACGUGGCUGCUGAUCGCGUGGCUGCGGGCCGCGCUGUUGACCGACGCCGUGGCGGUCUUCUCGUGCCCGAGCUUGGAGCUGUGCAGCUGCACGAGCGACAGGGUGGACUGCGUCUGCCCGCGUGGCGACGAGGACCUCGACCUCUUUGCCCUGUACGAGACAGACGUGCGGGUCAUCAGCGUGCGCCACUGCGGCUCUGUCCUGGUACCACCGUACUUGGUGGCUGGCCUGAGCCUCGACGAGCUUAGCAUCGGCGACGUGCGGCAGCUCAAGAUCCGAGCCUUGGCCUUCGAAGGCGUGGACAGGCUGACGUCGCUGCGUAUCCGCCGGGUCGACAGCCUAGUCCUUGACCAGUUCGCCCUGCACGGGCUUCGAGAAACGGCGCUGAUUGAGCUGAACAGCGUUACCAUGGACGAGGUUCCGACGGCCGGUCUGUCCGGCCUGAUGGGCGUCGACGAGAUUCACUUCCGGGACUCGCGGCUGGGCACGCUGCACAGCAUGGCUCUGCUCUUGGCCAACGCCAGUCUGUUCCGAAUGGAAAACUGCACCGUGGCGAGGAUGCAAAACGCGUCGUUGGUUGCAGACUCGCUCUCGAGCGUGCAGCUGAUCAACUGCACCUUCGGUGACACUGACCAAGGGGCCCUGGUGUUACACAACGUGUCUCGAGUCGUGGUGUCCGGAUGCCAAUUCGGCGAGCUCAGGCACAAGUUCCUUCUGGCCCAGCUUGUCGACGUGUUUGUCUUCGAACGGAACGCUUUGCCGUUCGUCGGCAGACAGACCCUGCGAGCCCUUUCUUCUCUUCCUAACGUAUCCAUCUCUCAGAACGAAUUUCAGCGGGUGGACUCUCUUCCUACUGGACCGGGGGUCGCGCUGUCCAACAACAGCUUCGAGUGUGACUGCCACCUGGCCUGGAUGUGGGAGCAGCCCAGAGCCCUUCUAUCCGCCGGUCACUGUGCCGGUCCGUGGCCACUCCGAGGCGUAGCCCUGGAUAUGCUCCGGCCAGAACCCCCGCACGGCCCCUGCGUGCUCCUGGAAGUUCUGAGUGACACCCGAGUGACUGUCCUCACCAACGGGAGCUCGCGUUCACCAGCCCUGGACCUUCUUACGCUCAUCUGGAUGGUCUUUGUCUGUUGCUGCGCCCACUGAAAACUCGUGAAAAACUCGCGCCGUCGUCUGCUGUACGAGAACGCAAGGCGACGACAAAGGGUGCUGGACACAGAGAAUAGAAAGUUUGAAAAUAGUGUGAGAACACAUCGGGUUCCUCAAGCAGUUUGGAAUGUCGCACUGGUCAUGUGGGGAAGUUCUGCGCAUGCGCAGGAAAAUGAGCCAAGCGGUUAGGGGCACCCAAAGUGUGGGGAUGAGGUGCUAUUUAGCGUGCACCCCAACGGCUGUCUGUGGUCACAGUUGAGGACAGAUCGAUGCCAUCUUGCAGCUCGUGCUGUACAAUGAAUGGAUUGCGCUGACGUACCAUCAUCUUCCAUACAUGACUUGCACGCGACGUCAUUGUACCCUGCUGGUUGUCAUUCCUAUUUGUUAUUGCCGACAACUCCGUGGUGCACAAUGUACGCUACAUAAGGUACUACAUGCCCAGCAGGAUGUCCGCCACAAGGGCCUCUUAUGUGACGUCAGUGUAAACCAUGUAUUGUGGUGGCCUUGCUGCCCGCGAAAUUGUUUUUGUCAUCAAGAACAAGUAGGAAUGACCACCAGCAAGAUGCGAUAUGACGUCGAGUGCAAACCACGUACUGAUCCUCCUCUGACUUGUAGACGUGAUCAGAGGCGUGGACAGAGUCACUGCUCACGAGCAUGCCUGCGAGGAACCAUUCUUGAUCUCCGGAGUUUCCUUACGUGGGCUAUGGACGGAAGAAAACUUGUCGUCCCACUUUUUUUAUUGCGAUUUUGUGUUGGCCGGGAGUAUCUGGUGACAGGGCAAGAACGUUCCUGUUAAUGCGUUCAGAUCGAAAUUAGUAGGCACGAAGAGGAAGAUGUUAGACGCCGAAACACGUAGCCUCGACGUACUCAGUUCGAUUGAUGUUUCGUACUUAAUCCACUAUAAGACGCGAGUCCAUUUUGCCAAUGUGAAACCAGAGUGAAACCAGUGUGCAGCAAUUCCUUGGCAGUUCAACUGCAGUAACCCUUGCUGAGCUCGGUCGCCAUGCUGCCGGUACUUUCUGCAGAAACGAGAGUGAACUAGAGGGUGCCUACCAGAGGUUAUAAAGCCGAUUUCCUUCUAUACGCCGCUUGAAUUUAUUCUAAGAAGUACGACUCUACGGUAAACAUUUCAUCGACUCGGAGUGAACCUAACAAAAUGAUUUUAUUUUGUAACUUUGAUUCGUGCAUUAGGCGACGGGACAAGGCAGCCAAAGCGUAGCAUGAUGGUGGAAACUUGAACGCAAAAACCAAACGGGGAAAAAAAUAAACUUUAUUUUUUAGAAGUGUA
Molecule: messenger RNA, 2527 nt
Organism: Ixodes scapularis (black-legged tick)
Lineage: Eukaryota; Metazoa; Arthropoda; Arachnida; Ixodida; Ixodidae
Product: leucine-rich repeats and immunoglobulin-like domains protein 1
Exons: 2
Coding region: 76-1236 (386 amino acids)
Source: RefSeq, a predicted model, not a curated record